Molecule: messenger RNA, 1533 nt
Organism: Bombina bombina (fire-bellied toad)
Lineage: Eukaryota; Metazoa; Chordata; Amphibia; Anura; Bombinatoridae
Product: multidrug and toxin extrusion protein 2
Exons: 16
Coding region: 1-1533 (510 amino acids)
Biological process (GO): xenobiotic detoxification by transmembrane export across the plasma membrane
Cellular component (GO): membrane
Molecular function (GO): antiporter activity; xenobiotic transmembrane transporter activity
Source: RefSeq, a predicted model, not a curated record
AUGGACAAGAAAGAGGAGAUAUUUACAGCCCAAGGGGAAAUGUCUGCUUCCUCGGAGGAGUUGGAGCAGGGGAAGCCCCUUAUGCUACUGACAAGAAGGUUUCGCCGUCUGCUGCCUGUGGGCUUUGUGACUGAAGUGAAAGAGCAGUGUGUGCUGGCUGGGCCUGUGUUCCUGUCUCAGAUAAUGGUAUUCCUUGUGAAUAUCGUGAGUUCCAUAUUCUGUGGACACUUGGGCAAGAUCGAAUUAGAUUCUGUUACACUCGCUGUGGCUGUUAUAAAUGUCACUGGUAUAUCUAUUGGUUCGGGCCUGUCCUCUACAUGUGAUACACUCAUAUCUCAGACAUACGGAAGUAAGAAUCUGAAGCGUGUUGGAACUAUCCUUCAGAGAGGGAUUCUCAUCUUGUUGCUUUUCUGCUUCCCCUGUUGGGCAGUCUUCAUCAACACUGAGCAGUUGCUGCUGCUUUUCAAGCAGAAUCCAGAAGUCGCCAGGUUAACACAACAAUAUGUGAUGAUUUUUAUCCCUGCACUGCCUGCAGUAUUCCUUUACCAGCUGCAGAUAAGAUAUUUACAAAAUCAGGGUAUAAUUUGGCCCCAGGUUUUUACUGGGGCAGCUGUAAAUAUUAUUAAUGCUGCUGUUAAUGCAUUCUUACUGUAUGGCCUGAAGUUGGGAGUAGAGGGUUCUGCCUGGGCAAACACUAUUUCUCAGUUCACAAUGUCUACUCUGCUCUUUGCAUACAUUUGGUGGAAAAAUCUAUAUGUUGAAACAUGGGGAGGCUGGACCAUGGAUUGCUUGCAAGAAUGGGGAUCUUUCAUACAUUUGGCUAUUCCUAGUAUGUUAAUGGUUUGUAUAGAAUGGUGGUGCUUUGAAAUUGGAGGAUUCUUAGCAGGUCUCAUCAGUGUGGUGCAGCUUGGCGCACAGGCCAUUAUGUUAGAGCUGGCUACAGUUGCUUAUUUGAUUCCUGUUGGUUUCAGUGUGGCUGCCAGUGUCCGAGUAGGAAAUGCUUUAGGUGCUGGAGAUAUCCAACAAGCCAAACGCUCAAGCAAUGUCUCUCUUAUCUGCACAGUGUUUGUUGCUCUACUAACUGCAAUCUCUUUGGCUGGACUGAAAGAUGUGAUUGCUUAUAUCUUUACAUCUGACAGAGAGAUCAUUGUCCUGGUUGCACAACUUAUGCUUAUCUUUGCUCCCUUUCAUAUGUUUGAUGCCUUAGCUUGCACUUGUGGUGGAAUAUUAAGAGGAGCAGGAAAACAAAAGAUUGGAGCCAUUAUGAAUGCUAUAGGAUACUACGUCAUUGGUUUCCCCAUAGGAAUAUCACUGAUGUUUGCAGUCAAACUUGGUGUAUUAGGGCUGUGGUCUGGGAUCAUUAUUUGUGUUUUCCUGCAAGCUUCCUUCUUUUUCUUUUUUGUUUGGAAGAUGGAUUGGAAUAAAGCAUAUGAAGAGGCACAAAUACAUGCAGGAGUGAAAUCACCGAAAGAGAAGGUUGAUUAUGGUUCCUCAUCAACAACUGGUUUUGCUGUUCUUGAAAAUGGUGAGUAA